AUGCCGCGCACAUAUGGCAAAGCGAAACAAACCCGACUAUCCUUCGCUCCGAUAGCCUUGCCGUCCGAUGACAACGAUCUGGAACUGGACGAGGAGAUGCGGCAUCAAGCUACCCUACGUUAUGGGCACCCCUCAAAGCCAACCCGGACUACUCAACCUAAAUCUGGCAGAGCAGCAGACAGGGAAACAUCACUUAAGCCCUUCGUGGUGACCAAGUCCGCACUGGAGGAGAAUACUUUGUCUGCAGAGCUGAAAGACACCUCUCGAAAAUCCCGGCGCAAGAAAGAAGAGAAGAAGGAUAAGGACAGGAAAAGAAAGAAGGAAGAGAACACAGGGAAGAAGAAGAGCACCUCUCCGCCUCCGCCAACUCCCGAAACCCUAAAUCAAGAGAUUGCAGCUGUGGCCGAUGAGAGUAGCGAAAGCGAGAUGGAUAUUCAAUCUAGUGUGCGCAAGAAUGCGACACGUCGAGCUUUGAAACGGAAAAGAUCGCCUAAUCCAGAUGAAUCAAAUCAUCCGUCCCCAGAGAUCUCAGCCCCCGCUGCCUCAGAGGAAAGUGACGAAGAAGACGUUAUAUCGCGACCUCGUAGGAAAUUGAGAAGAGGAACAGCCCCUCCAAAGACUAUAGUUCUCGACGAUAGCUCAGAAGAGUCGGAAAGUCCAAUCCCCUCAUCUCCUGUAAAACGACUACGUCACAAAACAAGUCCCGUGAUACCUCAAACUCCGCGGCGAAAUUUAGAUCAAGAUGAACUUGAUCUCCAGGAAGAUCUUCAAGAUCUUCAAGACUCCGUGGUCAGGGAAACGCGGACUCGAGGACGGCUAGCGAAUUCGGCCCGGGCCCAGCGACAAAUACAUUUGGAUAGAUUGCGUCGUCGUAGGGCCAAAGAGAAACAAGACGAAGAUGAUGAUGUACAAUCGGGGUCAGAGUCUGCCCAGUUAGAAUCCGCAGAGGAGAGUUCUGAUGAAGCGGAUAGCGACGGUGAAAGUGCCAUCAAACAGCCCCGAUUCCAUUUAAUGAGGGAGGAAAGUGACGUUGAGUCUAGCAUUGCAAGUGAUGAGGAUUUGGAUCGUUAUGAAAAGGACUUUGUGCUCGAAGACGAAAACGACAGACUUGGCGUGCCCGUGGGUAUGGAAGACAUGCCUAUUGAAUUUUCUCGGCAUUCGUAUAAACAGCUCAAGGAUUAUUUCCAGGAUGCUGUGGAGUGGAUGGUAUUCAACCAGCUCAAUCCUUCGUUUCCUCGGUCGAGUCCCAUAUACAGAGUCGCUUUCGAAAAGUUGGAAGUCGAAGUUCAGGGGCGCACCGGAUCUCAACUCCUUUCCUCGGUAUGGAAUACCAAUUUCCGCAGGGCACUCCUGGCACGUCCGUAUGUAGAGGAAACAGCCUAUCCUACAGCCGAGAAUCAUCCAUGUGAUGCAUGCAAUCGAUCUGGCCACCCGGCAUCGUUCGAUAUAAAAAUUUACGGAAAACCCUAUUCAUUCGAAACUCUUGAGCCGCUUGCAAACGAAGAUAGUGAUGAGGAGCAAUCAGCAGAGGAUGACCUCGAAAGGGAUCGGGAUGGCCAUAUUUUGCCUGAUGAAGAUAUAAGAUACUACCUAGGAAGACAUUGCAAGAAUAAAGCUACAAUGGCCCACACGCUAACACACUGGCGAUUCCAUCUCAAUGAAUGGGUCGUCGACCACCUUCAGCGCAUGGGCUAUUUGUCUGAUGAAAAUAUCCUUGAACGCAGCCACUGGCGCCAGAGACGGAAGGAGAAAUAUGCCGCCGAGGCAGUAGGUACGAUGAUUGAAACCGGCGAAGUCAAGAAACUCUGGCAUGACUUCCAUGUGACAUUGAGAACAGCCAGAGAAUCCACGACACUCGGAUAA
Messenger RNA from Aspergillus tanneri, 1863 nucleotides. RefSeq lists its product as uncharacterized. Bases 1 to 1863 code for a protein of 620 amino acids. The record is from RefSeq and is a predicted model, not a curated record. NCBI's taxonomy places the organism in Eukaryota, Fungi, Ascomycota, Eurotiomycetes, Eurotiales, Aspergillaceae. Gene Ontology annotation, cellular component: nucleus. The transcript has 5 exons.